AUGAUUACCUUAGUUGUAUACAGUUUUCUAUUUUAUAUCGCCUCGGCUGAGCGUAAUUUAAAGGUGGUGAAGUACGAGAACUCAGUGGACACCAUCGUGAAGGACCUCAUCGACAACUGGCAGUCGCCCCUUGCGUACCUGAAGAAUCGCGGCUACCUGGAUCCGCAAAUCGCUCCCGAACUGGAGUUCCAGCAGCUGCAGGGAAAUUUAGUCCCGAAAGUGCCAAUAAACGAAUUACUGCGGCUCAACAAGGAAUCCAAAAGGGAGGUGGAAGCCGAAAGCAAAGUAAAUGCAGGUGGAAAGUUGGAUGAGCGUUCCGCCCGUUCCCUUCAGGAUCCCAAAGAACUCGAGCUGAAGCGGAUGUUCCAGACGCUGUUCUCCACCAACGAUCAGGCGGCCUCCGAGGAGAUACAAUCCAAGCUGGGCGUGUCCUGGGACAUGAAUGCUCUGAAGUCCUCGGCUCGCUUGGGGGCAAAGAAGUAUCUGGAGAAGUUCAACAGCAAGCGGAACCAGGGUAUAUCCCUCUUGGCCAAUGAAGCUCCAGAUGCCCCCGUAUCCGGCGAAGCUUCUAUAAUACCAGCCCAUAUCUUGGAUAAGAAAAGCAACGAAUCUGUGGAGAAGUCCGGCUACAAAGGGCCAAACUACCUGAACGGCGUGGCCAAGAUUCUGGGCAAUCCAGAAAUAAGGUACAAGGAUUGGGACGCCAAGCCCGCCCAGGAAAUAAGGCCAAAAGCCACCAGCAAACAGAAUUGAGUUGUUGAUUAAAUGUUCUUGUAGUUCCGAAA
This is a messenger RNA of Drosophila biarmipes, 785 nucleotides long. RefSeq lists its product as uncharacterized. The record is from RefSeq and is a predicted model, not a curated record. NCBI's taxonomy places the organism in Eukaryota, Metazoa, Arthropoda, Insecta, Diptera, Drosophilidae. Bases 1 to 753 code for a protein of 250 amino acids. The transcript has a single exon.